AAUACCACAGGGGUUGUGUUGGGGGCCACGGUGCAUGCAGGUUGGGGGCUCUAAGGUUGGGUGGGGGAAGGAGUCCAAGGAAACAGAGUGUGCCUUUGUGAGGGUGUGUGUGCCGCUGAGUCUGUGCGGUGGGUGUGGGUGUUUGUCUCCCUGUAUCCGCCUUCUUGGACUUUUAGUCCUCCUGGGCUUUUCUUCCUCAUGUCCUACCCCCUCCUUCUCGUGGCUCGAAUUGGGGACCCUGGUGGAGUAGAGGGUCACACUCCAGGACCCAGUCCAACCCCAGACGCUGCCUGAGGCUUCCCUGCAGCUCCGCUCCCCUCCUUUCCUCCCUCCCUCUCUCCCUUCCUCCCUCCACCCCCCCCCCAGGCUGGCGUGCCAGGGGGUGGGACAUGCCAAUCACUGGCUGUGCCUCUCCGGCUGCCAGCACAGGGCGCAGCUCCCCCUGGGAGCCAGGUGUUUGGGUCCCUGGAGACGCUGCCGGCCCCCAGGGAGGCAGAGGGGUUGAGGACCCUACAGACCCCUCCAGCCCCAUGGGAAUCCUGAAUCCCACCAUCCCCAUCCACCUUCAGCCUCCCAAGAUGAACUGAACCAGGCUGCUGGCCAGAUGGACAAGCCGGAUGCCAAGGUGGAGAGACUGAGGCUGAGAAAGGGGAAGGGACACGCUCGUGAUCACAGAAGACAUACUUAGGAGUCCAGUGGGGGAUUGGACCCGAUUUUCCUCGCCGUCGGCAUCGCGCUACCCUCCCACUUGCCUGAACAGGAUGACGGGUGGGGAGCGGCAAGCUCUAUGAGGCAGAAGCUUGGGCUCUGACUGGCGGAGAGAGGUGAUGACCUCCCCCUGAGGAAGCCCUGUCGUGUGACUAGAGGAAGGGGCUGCCCCCCGAGCCCCACCUGGCCACCAUGAAUACCUCAGCCCCACCCGCCGUCAGCCCCAACAUCACCGUCCUGGCACCAGGAAAAGGUCCCUGGCAAGUGGCCUUCAUUGGGAUCACCACGGGCCUCCUGUCACUGGCCACAGUGACAGGCAACUUGCUGGUACUCAUCUCCUUCAAGGUCAACACGGAGCUCAAGACAGUCAACAACUACUUCCUCCUCAGCCUGGCCUGCGCCGACCUCAUCAUCGGCACCUUCUCCAUGAACCUCUACACCACCUACCUGCUCAUGGGCCACUGGGCUCUGGGCACGCUGGCCUGCGACCUCUGGCUGGCCCUGGACUACGUGGCCAGCAACGCCUCCGUCAUGAAUCUGCUGCUUAUCAGCUUUGACCGCUACUUCUCCGUGACCCGGCCCCUGAGCUACCGCGCUAAGCGCACACCCCGCCGGGCAGCCCUGAUGAUCGGCCUGGCCUGGCUGGUUUCCUUCGUCCUCUGGGCCCCAGCCAUCCUGUUCUGGCAGUACCUGGUCGGGGAGCGGACGGUGCUGGCUGGGCAGUGCUACAUUCAGUUCCUCUCGCAGCCCAUCAUCACCUUCGGCACAGCCAUGGCCGCCUUCUACCUCCCUGUCACAGUCAUGUGCACACUCUACUGGCGCAUCUACCGGGAAACGGAGAACCGGGCCCGGGAGCUGGCGGCCCUGCAGGGUUCUGAGACACCAGGUAAGGGAGGUGGCAGCAGCAGCAGCUCAGAGCGGUCCCAGCCGGGCGCUGAGGGCUCAGCGGACACCCCUCCAGGGCGCUGCUGUCGCUGCUGCCGGGCCCCCAGGCUGCUACAGGCCUACAGCUGGAAGGAGGAAGAGGAGGAGGAUGAAGGCUCCAUGGAGUCCCUCACGUCGUCAGAGGGUGAGGAGCCUGGCUCCGAGGUGGUGAUCAAAAUGCCCAUGGUGGACCCGGAAGCACAGGCCCCCACCAAGCAGCCCCCCAGGAGCUCCCCGAAUACAGUCAAGAGGCCAACCAGGAAGGGGCGCGAGCGAGCGGGCAAAGGCCAGAAGCCCCGAGGGAAGGAGCAGCUGGCCAAGCGGAAGACCUUCUCACUGGUCAAGGAGAAGAAGGCGGCUCGGACACUGAGCGCCAUCCUGCUGGCCUUCAUCCUCACCUGGACACCGUACAACAUCAUGGUGCUGGUGUCCACUUUCUGCAAGGACUGUGUUCCCGAGACCCUGUGGGAGCUGGGCUACUGGCUGUGCUACGUCAACAGCACCGUCAACCCCAUGUGCUACGCACUCUGCAACAAGGCCUUCCGGGACACCUUCCGCCUGCUGCUGCUCUGCCGCUGGGACAAGCGCCGCUGGCGCAAAAUCCCCAAGCGCCCUGGCUCCGUGCACCGCACCCCCUCCCGCCAGUGCUGAUGGGCCCCUCGCUGCAUCCCCCCACCCCAGUCCCUGGGAGAGCCGGGUAGAAGGCGAGCGGGCAGGGGCUGUGACUGCAGACUCAGGGCCCUGCUCAGUCCCCGCCAGGCAUCCCAGCCCCGAGGUCACCUUCCUGGACAGCCCAGAGAGACCCUGCCAACUUUCCAAGCUUUGCUGUUCCCAGGCAGGAUGAGAACCCGGGGAACAGGUUUUUCUGUUCCCUGCUAGGUGGGAAUGGGCUCUUCACCAGGAAGAAGGCCUGGGAGGAGGAUCUGGCCUUUGGAUUCCUUGUUUGCGUUUAGGCAGGAAGUCUGUCCAGAGCCAGCUGGGCGGGCCAGGAGAAAGGUUUGCCAUUACAGUCAUCCUUGGUCCAGUGGCUGGUCUGGAUUGGCGGUGGGAGAUGACAACCCCUGGGGACACAGCAGGGAACUGACACAAACCACUGAGAGAAGCUUGGCUCAAAGGGAGCAGCCCCUGGCUGGGGAUCCCCUCCAUCCACAGGCACAGCCCUCUCUGUUGGGCCCUAGACACACUCUCCAGGAUUGUCCAGCCUCCCUACCAAUGUCCCCAGAGCAUCCCUUUUUUGGGUCACCCCCACGGCAAAUGUCCAAGCAUCAGCAGGUCAAUGACACCAGAGGGGAUCGGCUUGGCUAGUCACACAGGAAGUCCAGAGGCAGCAGGAGGACCCGGCGCCAGGUGUCCUGUCUGUCCCACUCUGUCAUUUCCCUGGGAGUGAGGGGCAGGGGAACCUGCUGUCCAGCCUCACACCUGUAACCCCUGCCCCAGAGAAGUCCUCCGUCCCUCCCUCCCUAGUCCACAGCCAUCACCUGGAUACAUCUGCUCCAUGCAGAUCACUCCAGGCCCCCUGCAUGCUGCCUGCCUCUGGUUGCCCCACACAGGCCUGGCCCAGCCAACAGGCUCUCUUCUGUGAACUCCCCAGUCCCACCAUGCAUGGCCUCCCAGCUACCCUUAUCUCCAGGCCCAGCCUGGCCCCAAGUGUUCUUUCCUUCCAUCCUCAGCAAGUGCUGAGUCUGUAAAUAAAGCCACAUAAC
This is a messenger RNA of Rhinolophus ferrumequinum (greater horseshoe bat), 3335 nucleotides long. It is a transcript of the gene CHRM1, whose product is annotated as cholinergic receptor muscarinic 1. NCBI's taxonomy places the organism in Eukaryota, Metazoa, Chordata, Mammalia, Chiroptera, Rhinolophidae. The coding region runs from base 901 to 2283 and encodes 460 amino acids. The transcript is spliced from 4 exons. Gene Ontology annotation, molecular function: G protein-coupled acetylcholine receptor activity; G protein-coupled serotonin receptor activity. The record is from RefSeq and is a predicted model, not a curated record. Gene Ontology annotation, biological process: chemical synaptic transmission; regulation of locomotion; adenylate cyclase-inhibiting G protein-coupled acetylcholine receptor signaling pathway. Gene Ontology annotation, cellular component: synapse; dendrite; plasma membrane.